This is a messenger RNA of Gadus morhua (Atlantic cod), 1476 nucleotides long. RefSeq names its product cell wall protein DAN4. The record is from RefSeq and is a predicted model, not a curated record. Bases 228 to 1310 code for a protein of 360 amino acids. Gene Ontology annotation, cellular component: membrane. Lineage: Eukaryota; Metazoa; Chordata; Actinopteri; Gadiformes; Gadidae. The transcript has 10 exons.
CGGCCUUCGGAGUGUCCUUCGCGGUCUACGAAGGCCGCAUCCUUCGAAGGACGCGGUCUACGAAGGAUGCGUCCUAUGAAUUGGGACACUCGCCAUGCGUCCGCGCCGAUUCAUUCACUCCAUCUGUUCUGCGCCCACCAAGUAGUUCUCCGACGAAAACUUUGUUAAACCCGAAUGAACUAGCAUUUUUUCCAUUCAUUGAUCAAUUUUAUAGCCAUUUUAUAGUCAUGGUUUCGCAUAGGGAUCAGAUCUUGUUCAUCGUAUUUCUACUUCCGUACUUGGUGCAGCCGGCCGAAUAUCAUGCAGUUGGGACCAAUGUGACCCUUCAAACCGGGUAUGGAGGCAACAACCUAAACAGUGUUGACUGGAACCACGGUGAAAACAAUGCUGUGAAGUGGUUCGAGAACAAUUUUAAGGCCUACGGCAACUUUGAAGAUCGCAUAUUUCUGAACCGCACCAACGGAGAUCUGACCCUCAUCGGUGUGAACGACUCAGAGAGUGGGGAAUACACUGUAUCACUCAACGGCAAAGACAGCGUCACUAAGCACUUUAUCAAAGUCAUCUACCACGUGCCCGUCCCCACGGUGACGGUGAACUGUUCGCCCGAAGGUGAACUCAUGAGGUUCUGUCUCUACACCUGCGCCGGCGACACCAGUCAAUCAGAGCCUGUCAGCUACGAGUGGAGCCUCCCCAACGGGACCCUCCUCUCGGCCUCCAACAAGACCAUCAAUGUCACCAUGGAGUCUCUGACCGGCCCUCAUGAUCAGUUGUUAUGUACCAUGAAGAACCCUGUGAGCAAGGCCACGGCCACCGUCAUGUCCCCCCCCAGAAGCACGGCCCUGGCCACCACCACCACGGCCCACCCCACCACCACGGCCCCGCCCACCACCAGCACGGCCCCACCCACCAGCAAGGCCCCGCCCACCACCAGCACGGCCCCACCCACCAGCACGGCCCCGCCCACCACCAGCACGGCCCCACCCACCAGCACGGCCCCCCCCAGCACGGCCCCCCCCAGCACGGCCCCCCCCAGCCCGCCUGCGGAGCGCAACGGUUAUUUUGUUAGCACCGUGAUCUUGGCGGUGAUCUUGGCGGUGAUCUUGGCGGCAAUAAUUGCAGUUAUCUGCGUUCACAAGCACAUGACAGGGGUCUGGAUCUGGAAAAAAGAAAUCUGGGAGAAACGAAAGGAUGAAAGGAAUGGGUCUUCCAAAGAUGGGACCAAAGAUGGAUCUCCGAAACCUCUGCUUAACCAGACUGAGAAGAACUUGGAACUCAACGGGGCCAGGCAGCAUGAGGAAACUACUAUCUGAACAGGGGUGGAUGGUGUAUAGGGGCGAUUUGGGCGACGCACUACCAACUGCAGGCAUGCAAACUAGUCACCUUUCGGCGAAAUUCGCCGUUUUGAAGACAAAAUUGACCACUUGUGUGAUUCGUGGAGAUCCGUUGAGAAAACAUUUGGCGGGGGGGGGGGGGUCU